AUGGCCGCUCUCACGUUCGAGGUGGCUGCGAAGUGUUCUAAAUCAAAGGCCAGAGCAGCUACCAUGAUGCUUCCUCACGGACCCGUGCAGACGCCGGUGUUUAUGCCGGUAGGCACGCAGGCCUCCCUCAAGGGCCUGACCCCGGAUCAGCUCAAGGACCUGGGCUGUGAAAUUUUCUUAAACAACACAUACCACCUGGGCCUGAAGCCUGGACAGGACGUCUUGGAUACUGUAGGGGGUGCUCAUGCUCUGCAGCAUUGGGAUCGCAAUAUUUUGACCGAUUCGGGCGGUUUCCAGAUGGUCUCGCUGCUCAAGCUUGCAACGAUCACUGAACAGGGCGUCGGGUUCUUGAGUCCCCACGAUAACACCCCCAUGCUUUUGACUCCAGAGCAUUCUAUGAGUCUGCAGAAUAGCAUUGGAAGUGAUAUUAUGAUGCAGCUCGACGACGUUGUCGCUACUCUCACCACCGGGCCAAGAGUAGAGGAGGCUAUGUGGAGGUCUAUAAGGUGGUUAGAUCGCUGCAUUGCUGCUCACAAGAAACCAGAGUCGCAGAACCUAUUUUGUAUUAUUCAAGGUGGUCUAGAUCCAGAGCUGCGUCGCAUCUGCUGUAAAGAGAUGGUUGAACGUGACACCCCGGGUAUAGCCAUUGGUGGUCUCAGUGGAGGCGAAGAUAAAGAGAGCUACUGUAACGUAGUUGAUGCCUGCACGUCUCUGCUUCCAGAAAACAAACCCCGGUAUUGUAUGGGCGUUGGUUACGCCGAGGAUCUCGUGGUGUCGGUGGCAUUGGGUGCCGAUAUGUUCGACUGUGUUUACCCCACUCGUACUGCACGAUUCGGCACUGCUUUGACCCGUCAUGGCGUUCUGAACGUCAAGCUACUGGAGUACAAAAACGACCCAAGACCAUUAGAAGACGGCUGCAAGUGCCCCGUCUGCAAACCCAAAGAAGAGGGCGGUAUGGGCAUUUCUCGUGGCACGAUCCGCAUAAUGGCCACUAGAGAUACAGUUGGUGCCCACCUGCUCACAAUCCACAACACCUGGUACCAACUAGAGCUCAUGCGCACAAUUCGUCAGGCCAUUGUCGAAGAUCGGUUCGAAGAGUUUGUCCAAACGUUCUUCAAAGACAAGUUCGGCAACGAGCCGCCUGCUUGGGCCAGACAAGCAUUGGCAAAUGUGAAUAUCCGCAUCUGA
This is a messenger RNA of Wickerhamiella sorbophila, 1188 nucleotides long. Its product is annotated as putative queuine tRNA-ribosyltransferase. Bases 1 to 1188 code for a protein of 395 amino acids. Lineage: Eukaryota; Fungi; Ascomycota; Dipodascomycetes; Dipodascales; Trichomonascaceae. The record is from RefSeq and is a predicted model, not a curated record. Gene Ontology annotation, molecular function: tRNA-guanosine(34) queuine transglycosylase activity. The transcript has a single exon. Gene Ontology annotation, cellular component: cytosol.